CGCGACGGACGUCCGCCGUCCCGGCGCUGGCGUCGUGCAUGAUGUCUGCUGUUCGAUUUUUCGACGACGACCGUCGUUCUUUUCCACCAGUGCGUAAUCCGGUCAAAACUAAAAGCAUGCCCCUCUGAAACGAAGAAAUCAUGGUCGGUAUGGCAAAUAUGGACGAGCACGAGCGAAAAGUAGUGAUGGAGUUUUGUCAUCUAUUGGAAAAGUCCAAACAACUGUUCAACGGGUUACGGGAUUUGCCACAAUACGGCCACAAACAAUGGCAAGCUUAUUUCGGACGAACUUUCGACAUCUACACAAAAUUAUGGAAAUUUCAACAGCAGCACCGUCAAAUUUUAGAUACAAAGUAUGGGCUUAAACGAUGGCAAAUCGGAGAGAUUGCAUCUAAAAUUGGACAACUUUAUUACCACUAUUAUUUGAGGACCAGCGAGACUAAUUAUUUGAACGAAGCUUACUCAUUCUAUGCUGCUAUCAGAGGACGUGCUUACUACUCAAGAGCCGCAAAAGAAGACAGGUCAGAAUUAAUGGUGAAGAAAUUGAGAUAUUACGCACGUUUUAUCGUAGUUUGCCUUUUAUUACGUCGAAUGAAACUAGUGAGAGAACUUAUAGUAGAAUUAGAUCGACACAUUGCAGAUUACACGAGUACCUACGAACCUGACGAUCAGAUUGAAUGGAGUUUGGUUUUAGAUGAAAUAAAAAAUUUCAUCACCGCUGAUUCGAUAGUCACUGUCUUGCAUGCAGACACAAAUCCCAUCGUUUUAUCCCAUCGAUUAAGCCCUCUGACAACCCCUCCGGUGGAAAAAUCCCAAUACAUGAACCUAACCCUUCAAGAAAUCCUCAUCGUAGGCAGCGCCUCUGAACAAGUCAAGUUUUCCGAAUUAACCAUGGACAUGUUCCGUAUGAUUCAAACCCUUGAACGCGAACCUCAGGAAGAUUACAAUCACAUCUACGACGCGUCUCCAGCUCCAGGUCGUGUCCCUUAUGGCGUUCCCGGCCAAAAGGGCUACAUUGAGAACGGCGAAAGACCUCUACGACGCGAAAAUCCACACAAGUACCUUCUGUACAAACCGACACUUAGCCAAGUUCUUGUGUUUUUGGCUAGCGGCUUCAAGGAGUUGCCAGCAAAUGGAGCACUGUUGUUGUAUUUGUCGUCCGAUGGGUGUUUUUCCACCACCAAGCAUCCGGAGGAUAUGGGUUAUGAUCUUGGGGGCGUUUUGACGAGCAGUCGGAGAGAUGGAGAGCACAAGAAACAGAAGGAAGCUCACUGCCUUUAUCCUGGUGAUUUGUAUCCGUUCACCAGGCGACCGCUGUUUGUUGUCGUUGAUUCGGACAAUAGUUUUGUUUUUCAACACAUUCCGAGGUAUUUUGGACAGCCGCUGGUUACGCUAAUGUCGCCGCAAGACACACCACCGGCCUUCCAAGAUCAACAACACAACGGUUCUUUAUUCACUCUGUUCCUGCACUCGCCUCUGACCGCAUUCUGUUACUGUUGCAACUUGACAAGCAUUCCGAUCCACCACUGGGAGCGUUGUCAGAGUUUCGUCGAUCGCUUCGUCACCGAAGCCUCCCGCCUUUUCACACGUUCAAGAGUCGGUGAGUAUGACGAAGAAUUCCUUGUAGAUUCGUCAUAUCUUCAAUUCUUCGGUGACGAUUUCCUGCGCCUCCUCCUCCUCCGUUACGUAUUCUGUGACGUGGUGCUGCACCUCCACCGUGCGUUUCGCAGCCGACAGUAUCGCCCCCGUUGCCAGCCACCGCUCCCAGAAGCCGAACUCCUAGAGCACCCCUCCCUCCAGCACCUGGUGCUCGAUCUGGCUGCACAUCUCGAAGUGCGCACCCAUUUUAUGGACAACCACGAAAUCGACUGAUCCAGGGCUUCCUCCUCAUGGCCGUGCGUGGGGUUUAGUGCCACUUCGAGGAGGCACACCCAUGAGGAUGGGCCCCGUGGCCCCCUUCUUCUGCUGAUCGCCUUCGCAGCCGUGUUUUUGGUCACAAACGCGCACUUCUCCUCGUGGAUGAUGGAAGCUUUACCAUUUUUUUGGACUCUUUUCGAAUUCGCGACAUGUAAUUUUCGGCCAGUUUUGGCGACGGCUCUGUGGCUGAAAUUGUCGUAUUUUUGGACACCUUCUUCAACGUUCAAGUUUAGUUCAUCGGUGAUAAUAUAGCUCAAAGUCGAGCACAGCGUCUUUCAAUAUAUCCGUUCACUAGGCGGGCCCUUCGGUACGAGGCUCGACGGUUGGACCUUCAACUGCGUUUUAACAUUGCCACUUUUACCCAACUUAUAAUAUUGUAUAAAAUUAGUCCUCUAUUGAAGCCGUGACCAACAGUGAUUAAUACGCCUUUCGUGCCGUGUACGAUACGCAUUACUUAUUAUAACUAAAUUUUAAUUACUAUUGAAUGCAUGACUAGAUCCUUAGAACAGGUACCGAUCAUCACAUAGUCAAUUCUUUCACACACAAAAAUUGUACCACCAGUACGGACCUGAACAACUCACUUUUUCUCAUCCAAAACAAGACAAAACCACCAAUAUAAAAAAUUUACGUUACAAAAUACCAAAAUUUCGUUAACACAGUUUAGAGAAAUAUAAAAUUUAGAAAAAAAAUCCUAAAGAGACAAAAAGCGACGUCGAUAAUAUAAUUUUACUUGAAUUAAAUCACCAAUUUUGACUUUUUGCACAUUUAUAAGUUAAAAAACCUAAUUUUCUUGUAUAGUUUUACUCCAACAGACUGAAAAAUAACCAGAAAAAUACGACAUUAAAAAUUAUAUAAGGUGAGUCUAAUUGUGGCCCUCCUUCGUCGUACUCCAAAACCAUUUGUGCCACAAUAGAAUGUCUUAUAAAACUCGUAUAAUGGUAUACUAUUUGCUGUAUUUUAAAAACUAAUAAUUACACAAAAAUCGGCGUUUGCUAUUUAAUGCAUCUAAUUUCUUUCAGAAUUUUUCUACAAUUUCUUAUGAGUUAAUUGUAGGAUUUUCUAUAUUAAUUGAUUAAUAAAUUAAUUUUAAUUAUAAGGAAUGGUAAAAAAAUUCUAAACAUAUUAGCAUUCUAAACGGCAUUAGUUUUGCAUUUUUUUUUAAUUUUUCAGCUCAAUUUUUCUUGAGUAAGAAUUUUGCUUUUGUAUAAUAUUUCUGGAAAAAGUAGCAAAUUAGAUCGGAAUUAACCCACCUAUUUCAUUAAAUUUAGCCCAUUUUUAAGUAAAAAACAUAUUUUGUGCUAAAUUGUUCUAAAAUGGUCGUUUAUAAUAGGUUCAAAAUUAUAAUAAACCACCUUUUUUGACAAUAUUUUGCCAUUUUGUGGGAUUUAACUUGUUUUUAAACAAAUUUCUAAAAUUCAGUCACUUUUGAACGAAAAAUUGCAUUAAAAUAAGCCGCACAACCUAUACCUAAUUAAAAAUCUGAUCAUUUUGAGCGAAAAAUUUACUAAUUUAUGUAAAAAGACUAAAAAAUGUAAUGGGGGUAGUUGAAACAAAAAAUAUUAUUUCUGGAAAAUUACCAGUGUAUUAGAAACUGGUCCAAACAUUGUCGUACUGGUGGAACUUGUAUUUUUUACUUUAAGGAACCUUAAUCUCCCAUAUGUGAUUUUUUCAGUUACUAGUGUCAAAAUAAAAUUUUAAAAUUGUCUAGAGGCUGUCUCAGCAAAGAUUUUCUCUGGCCGGAAAAGUAUUUGCCGAGACAGCUUGUACGUAAAUAGUUCGAAUGAAUGACUUAUAUAAAAGAUAAAAAAAGUUGUUUUGUUCCCAUUUCGGAUGGUUCGUACCAACUAAAUAAUUCUAAAUUUCCUUAAUUUGAUAAUUAUAAGGCAAAAAGAACGUAUUGCCGUCCUAAAUACGAAUCAAACUAUAAACCACACUAAUUGGUAGCGCCGGUACAAGCCAUUCGUUUUUGUUUCGUGUUUAAAUAAUUGUAAAUAACUUACUGGUUACCUAUUAUACUAAAAAAAUACCUAUAUCAUAUUAUGCAAUUUGCUUGAAAUGUAAAAAUUUUAUUAGAAUGGUUAGUAAUCCACUUGCAUGGUUUUUAGGAACAAAAUUCUUCUCAACAACAUAUUCUAGAAAUCAUGCAAGUCGUUUGAUUUAAAAAGCACAAAACGUGUUGUGCAAACGUUCACAAUUCAAAAAAGUGAAUUUGUAUUUAAAAAACUACUAUUAGAUAGUUUUGCUAAUCCAUAUCAUAAUUACUACAUUGUUUUAUUAUAAAUAUAAAUGAGAUUUCACACAAAUAUAGAAGCUGAAAGCUUGACGUAGAUAAGACUUCGAUUCGAUUUUCAUUCGAUUUUUGUGCCGCCAUGGGCACAAGUCUUGGUUAAACCAACGAGCUCACAAAAAUUAUGUUACUCGAGUAAAGUUUUCUCGAUUUUGUUACAGUCGGAACAGGAAAGCUAAAAUUUGUGGCCUCGUUGCCCAUUUGAUGUUUUUGACCUUAAUUUAGUCGAUUCAACUUGAAUAAAUGUCUUGUGUUCUAUGUUGCAUUGUUUUAUGUACCAAGUUAACUUGUAAUACAUUAUAAAUACACAUUAUCGAUUCAAUUACAAUAUUACAAGUUUCACAAA
Molecule: messenger RNA, 4549 nt
Organism: Tribolium castaneum (red flour beetle)
Lineage: Eukaryota; Metazoa; Arthropoda; Insecta; Coleoptera; Tenebrionidae
Exons: 8
Coding region: 141-1871 (576 amino acids)
Biological process (GO): DNA-templated transcription
Cellular component (GO): nucleus
Molecular function (GO): transcription corepressor activity
Source: RefSeq, a predicted model, not a curated record